AUGGUGGGAAGCUCAGGUUGUGGAAAGUCCACAUGCAUCCAGUUGAUUCAAAGGUUCUAUGAUACUUUGGAAGGACAGGUCUUGAUUGAUGGUGAGCCAGUGACAGACCUGAAUGUGGGAUGGCUAAGAGAACACAUUGGAGUAGUGAGUCAAGAGCCAGUGCUUUUUGCAACCAAUAUUGAAGAAAACAUCAGAAUGGGAAAUGAAAAGGCCACUUCAAUUCAAAUACAAGCAGCUGCAAAGCAAGCUAAUGCUCAUGACUUUGUUACCAAGCUGCCCAAUAAUUACAAAACCCUGGUUGGAGACAGAGGAGCUCAGUUGAGUGGAGGCCAGAAACAGAGGAUAGCCAUUGCAAGAGCCCUCAUCAAAGACCCAAAGAUCCUGUUGUUGGAUGAAGCAACGUCUGCAUUGGACACACAAAGUGAAUACAUUGUACAACAAGCACUUGACAAGGCUAUAACAUUUUUCAAAGCUUUCCCAGACUUGUUAAAACCUUUUGCACUUUCUGUUCAACAGGCCAGGGAAGGAAGGACCACCAUCAUUGUUGCUCACAGACUCACAACAAUCCGAAAUGCAGACAUAAUCUUUGUUCUCAACAAGGGUGUGGUUGCUGAAGCAGGCAGUCAUGCAGACCUCAUGGCCAAGAAUGGUCUUUACUUCCAAUUGGUGACAGCCCAGACUGUCACUGAAGAAGACAGUAGUUCAGACGAUGACUCCAGCCACGAGGAAAGUUCAGAGGAAGACAAAGACAUUGAGGCAGACAACAGAGGUUCUUCUAAAAGAAAACAUAGAACUAGGACUGACUCCUCUGGCGUUUAUGGAUCAAAGAAGCUGAAAAAGAUGUUGUCCCAAGAUGAACCAGUUCAAAUAGCAACUGUGGAGCAAAAGGAAGAUCUACCCAAGCCAUCUAUGAGUAGAAUCAUGAAACUGAAUGCCCCAGAGUGGAAAAUCAUUGUGGUGGGCAUCAUUGCAGCAGCUUUGAAUGGAGGAUCAAUGCCUGCAUAUGCCAUUCUUUUUGGAGAAGUUCUUGGGACUUUAUCCAUUGCUGAAGAAGAAGAAGCAAGAAGGGAAUCUUUGAAAUAUGUGUACCUCUUCCUUGGACUUGGUGGUGUUGCUGGUAUGGCCAUGUUUCUCCAGGUUUUCAUGUUUGGAGUGGCUGGUGAAAAGUUGACAAUGAGACUGAGAAGGAUACUUUUUGGCACUAUGCUAAAGCAAGAAAUUGGCUGGUUUGACAUGGAGGACAACUCAACUGGAGCCCUUUGUGCAAGACUGGGCACAGAUGCCUCCAGCAUCCAAGGGGCCACAGGGUCAAGAGUAGGAACAGUGACCCAAUCAGUCACUUCCCUCAUAACUGGCAUCUCCCUGGCCAUGUACUACAGCUGGAAGCUGGGUUUUGUCACCUUGGCUUUUGUGCCUCUCAUCAUUUUUGCUACAUACUUCCAGGCAAAGAUCAUUUUUGGGCAAGAUAUCAUAGAGAAGGAUCAAAUAGAGAAGAGCAGCAAGUCUGCAGUUGAGGCUAUUGGCAACAUUAGGACAGUGGCUGGACUGAGAAGAGAGAAAUACUUUCAUGACUUGUAUCUUGAUGCACUCAGAGGGCCUCACAAGAUGGCAGUGAGGAAGUCUCACAUCAGAGGAGCAGCAUUUGGCCUGGCCCAAGCUGUCCCAUUUUUUGCAUAUGCAGCAACCAUGUUUUAUGGAGGAAGGCUGAUUGAAGAAGAGGACCUUGAGUACUCCAGGGUGUUCAAGGUGUCACAAGCCCUCAUUCUCAGCACCAUGAUAGUUGGUCAAGCCCUUGCCUUUGCACCAAACUACAAUACAGCUCUGGUUUCUUCAGCAAGAGUGUUCAAGCUUUUGGACAGGACAACUGAGAUUGAUUCUUCUUCCUCUCUUGGAAAGAAACUUAAUGCCAUUGGAGGUGAGGUGAAGUUUGAUGCAGUGGAGUUCACUUACCCUUCAAGGCCCAAUGUGCAAAUCCUCAAGAGGCUCAUUUUGGACAUAAAACCUGGAUACACUGUUGCACUUGUUGGUAGUUCAGGAUGUGGCAAGUCCACGGUGAUUCAACUGCUGGAGAGGUUCUAUGAUCCUUCCUCUGGCUCUGUGAACUUGGAAGGAAACAACAUCAAGGACCUGAAUAUCUCCAACUUGAGAACAAAGCUAGGACUUGUCAGCCAAGAGCCUGUUCUGUUUGACAAGACCAUUGCAGAAAACAUUGCAUAUGGGGACAACUACAGGACAGUUCCCAUGGAAGAAAUCAUUGAGGCAGCCAAAAGUGCCAACAUUCACAACUUCAUCACAACCCUUCCCAAAGCAAGUUUGAUUGACUGA
This is a messenger RNA of Notodromas monacha, 2325 nucleotides long. NCBI's taxonomy places the organism in Eukaryota, Metazoa, Arthropoda, Ostracoda, Podocopida, Cyprididae. The record is from the annotation of a GenBank genome assembly.